Oncorhynchus nerka (sockeye salmon) is the source of this 524-nucleotide messenger RNA. Its product is annotated as glutamate dehydrogenase, mitochondrial-like. The record is from RefSeq and is a predicted model, not a curated record. The coding region runs from base 1 to 408 and encodes 135 amino acids. Lineage: Eukaryota; Metazoa; Chordata; Actinopteri; Salmoniformes; Salmonidae. The transcript has 4 exons.
AUGAAUGUUGAUCGACUAGAUAUACUUGAAAAUACGAUGGUUGCCAAUGAUCAGGUUACAUUGCUACAUUGCCAUUUAACUAUUUAUCUCUCGAUCCCUCGAUGUCUCUGUGUCCAUUCUGGAGAGUUUGUAAAGCAGGGAGGACCGAUCCCUGUUGUUCCCACCGCUGACCUCCAGACCAGAGUCGCUAGUGCUUCUGAGAAGGACAUUGUUCACUCUGGGCUGGCCUAUACCAUGGAGAGAUCUGCCAGGCAAAUCAUGCGUACGGCCAGUAAGUACAACCUGGGUCUGGACCUGCGGACGGCUGCGUACGUCAACGCCAUCGAGAAGGUGUUCAAGGUCUACAACGAGGCCGGCAUUGAGAAAGUGAAGCAUAUCACAGAAGGCUCCUGUCAGAGAAGGACCUGACCUUUAAGAAAGCCUGUGAUAUAGCACUUGGACUCGAGCUUGCCCACAGGGAUACUAUUGAGCUAUCGGGACAUGCAGAACGUCAGAAAGGUGUUCACAAGGUCAGUGAUGCACGU